AUGAGGCCUACUGAUCUGCUCGUGCUCGCUGCCGUCCUUCUCAUCCUCUCGCCCGCUGCGCACGCUACGGUGGAGUCCACCUGUAAGGCCGUCUCCGAUUAUGACUUCUGCGUGAAGACGUUGCAAUCGGAUCCCGCCAGCGCCACCGCCGACCUUCGUGGCCAGGCCGUCAUCGCCACCAACCUGUCCUCCGACAAGGCGGUGGAGGUCUUCGCUAAGAUCCAGACGCUGCUGAAGAGCUCGCAGGGCAAGGAAGAGAGGAUGUGCCUAUCGAUCUGCAGCGAGCUGUACGAAGUCCUGAUCCUUGACCUCAACAAGGCGAGGAGCGCCAUCAAAGAGAGCCGCAAGGGCGACGGCAUGAGCGCCCUCAGCGCCUGCUUUGAUGCGCCGAGCAACUGUGAGAGUGCGUUCGCAGAAUUAAGUUUUACGUUGUCGAUGCCGUCGCCGCUGAAGGCCGAUGACAAGGAUCAAGAGCAGCUCUGCAGCCUCACCUUGGAACUUGCUCAUUUGUUUUUUAACUAA
Messenger RNA from Zingiber officinale, 522 nucleotides. RefSeq names its product putative invertase inhibitor. The transcript has a single exon. Gene Ontology annotation, molecular function: enzyme inhibitor activity. The record is from RefSeq and is a predicted model, not a curated record. NCBI's taxonomy places the organism in Eukaryota, Viridiplantae, Streptophyta, Magnoliopsida, Zingiberales, Zingiberaceae. The coding region runs from base 1 to 522 and encodes 173 amino acids.